Rotaria sp. Silwood2 is the source of this 1083-nucleotide messenger RNA. The record is from the annotation of a GenBank genome assembly. Lineage: Eukaryota; Metazoa; Rotifera; Eurotatoria; Philodinida; Philodinidae.
AUGACCCAGAAUAAAUGUAAAUCAUUUGAAAAUUUAUUACCUACAACUACAACUAAACAGCCACAUACACAGUUUCCUGAACAUUUUGAAAAGCAUCGCAAUGAACUUCAUCGUGAAUUGGCUAUGCAAUGGCCAUUUCGUACUGAUAUACCAGAUUCUACAUUCAUGCAGCCGACUAUUUCUAAAUCUACUGCUCAUUCAAAUAUUCGUGAUGGUAAUAAAUCGAAUAUGACACUCGGUGAUAAUGAUAUUUUACAUCAAACAUAUUCAAAUCUACGCUCGAAUAAUUUAACAUCAAUAAAUCAUACUGGAUCAAUUGGUAAAAAAUCAGAAGCAACUAGUCGUACAUUACCAACUGACGGUAAAUUUUCAUCAGAUGAACGUCAGCAACAUAUAGAAUGGAUAUCAAAAGCACAAGAAGGUAUUAUUACUUAUCAAUUACCUGAUGGUUUACCUGAUGGAUUUGCUUUAUAUAAUAAACUUCAGAAAUUAAUGAAAACAAAUACAAUCUAUUUAAAUGAUAGAUCUUUUUGGACAACAUUAGAAAAUCGAUUUAAAAAUUUAAGAAAACAAAAUUGUCAAGAAAACAUGGAACGUUUACGUCAAAUUCAGCAACAAGAUGAACAAGACCUUAUUUCUAAAGGUAUAUUGCCAUAUACAACUGAAGAAGCUAUUAAACAAUAUUCCGAACAACAACGAACAAAAAUGAAGGCAGAUGAAAUUGUUAUAGAUAAUUCGAAUUACAAAAAAUGUUUAAUCGAUUAUAAUCCAUCAAAUAAUUUUUCAAAUAAAAAAUUUGAAGAUAAUCUAUUAAAUAAAAAUGAAGAACUCGAAGCAUUUGAAACUGAUAAUGUUCAUCCACGUGUUCAUGAAAUUUUUACAGAUUAUAAAUUUCAAACAAAAUUAGGAAAAGAUAUAGGAGAAAAAUUUCAAAAUGAUUUAUAUAAAAAUCAAGCACAAAUAAAAACAAUAUUUCCUAAAACAAAUCAACAAGAUCUUAUUCGACAAGAAUUAGAAGUUGUUAAAACAAGUGAAGGACUCUAUGCUUAUUCAAAUCGUUUAGCUAAACAAAUAUCAUCGUAA